This is a messenger RNA of Triticum aestivum (bread wheat), 550 nucleotides long. RefSeq names its product methylmalonyl-CoA epimerase, mitochondrial-like. Bases 2 to 550 code for a protein of 182 amino acids. Lineage: Eukaryota; Viridiplantae; Streptophyta; Magnoliopsida; Poales; Poaceae. The record is from RefSeq and is a predicted model, not a curated record. The transcript is spliced from 4 exons.
GAUGGUGACACUGCAGCUAAACCACAUCGCGUGGGACACCGGCGACGUGCAGGGCCUGGCCGCUUUCUACGAGGAGGUGCUGGGCUUCGAGCGUGUCCCGGCGCCCACCUACUCCGGCUUCCAGGUCGCCUGGCUCCGCCUCCCGGGCUCCCCCGACGUCGUGCUCCACAUCAUCGAGCGCGACCCGGCCGUCGCCGCCCCGGGGGCCGCGCAGGGGGUCGUCGCGCCCGCGCAGCUGCCCCGGCGGCACCACCUCGCCUUCUCCGUGGCCGAGUUCGACGGGUUCAUCAUCGUGCUCAGGACCCGUGACACCCAGCUGUUCGAGAAGUCCCAGCCCGACGGCCGCACGCGCCAGGUCUUCUUCUUCGACCCCGACGACUGUCGUGCAGUCUGGGUUGGUGAACAUGGUCUUCUUAGCUAUGCUUAUUUUCUGUUCCCUUUUGAUCUCUUCGCAUCAAUUCUGUUGCACAUCCCAGUGACACUGCUCUGCCAUUUCUGCGGCUUAUGGGAUGCCAGCUAUCACGAGAUAUCUCCUGGGUCGUGGCGCUGA